GCUUCAGCGAAAACUCCAUCCAUCUCUGCACUGUCAAUCCUACUGAUAUUCAGUUCGGUCCAAUUGAAGGGUAGGCAUGAAAUAAAGAAAGAGAAAUUUAGAGACUUGCUGGGGGCCUGGGGCCAACCAAAUAGAGCAGUCAGUUCCAAUGUGAUAAGAGUGCAGCCUGGGAUUCCUGUGGCUUCAUGAGGACAAGACCCUAGACCUUCUCUCUCUCUCUCUGGCCAUGGAAGAACAUAGUUACAAAACCAGCCAAUAGAAAGGACAAGAUCUUCCUCUGAACUGUGGGAUUAGCGCCCCUAUAGAAACCGAAACUACUACAUCAAGAAGCUGCGUGUGAGCAAGAGCAACUCAGAACAGAAAGGGUCAAGACUGCUUGGCCUCCUAGCCACCUCGAUCUCUUUUGCGCUCUACCUCGUUGUAGAAACCUCAACACCCUGCAGAGGCCAGGUUGCAAGUUAUCAAUCUACAAGAAGUAGAAGGAUCUGAGGUUCUGGAAGGCACCGGGGUCUCGUUGGAGCUGAGUGUGCUUCAUAGGAUGGGAGAGACAAGUAGUAGCUCAAGUCAUUCAAGGCAGGAUCCUUGUGUUCUUGGCAGUUAUGGCUUCCAUGGCGCCAUGGUCAACUCCACGCCACCUGCAAACUUCUUUGACCAGGAAGGAGCUACCUAUUUUGGAGAGCUAGAAGAGGCUUUCAUGCAUCAGGUUGCCACACUCAGGAGGACUCAACAAGCAGCAACCACCUCCACAACUCAUCAUGCAGACACCACGCCCUUUCCCACUGCUGCUACUGCUACUGCUGCAACGGCUACAGCAACGCCACCUCCUACACUGGACAUCUUCCCCUCUUGGCCUAUGAGGUCUCUUCACACACCCAAGGAGAGUUCAAAUGUGACAGCAGAUAGCACAGACUCAGAGAGCAGCAGCAAGAAGAACAGUGACCACAAGGCCUGUUUGGAUCAGCUCGGAGCAACGGCAAACAUGACCAGCCAGUUUGAUCAAAUUUCUCAGCAGCACAAGAAUAUCGCCACAAUGUCCACUCAAAGGACUGGCAAGACACUUGAUCCAAAGACAAUCAGAAGGCUUGCUCAGAACCGAGAAGCUGCACGCAAGAGCCGGCUGCGAAAGAAGGCUUACAUUCAGCAGCUUGAGAGCAGCAAGCUGAAGCUUGCUCAGAUGGAACAUGACAUCCAGCGAGCACGUUCCCAGGGUCUCUUGCUCGGAGGAGCUCCAACUGCAAACACCAGCUCAGGAGCGGCGAUGCUCGACGUGGAGCACGCUCGGUGGCUGGAUGACCAUGGUCGGCGCAUGGCCGAACUGCACGGAGCCCUGCACGCGCACUUGCCGGACGGUGACCUCAGAGCCAUCGUCGACGACACCCUGACCCACUACGACGAGCUGUUCCGUCUCAAGGCUGCCGUGGCGAAGUCCGACGUGUUCCACCUCAUCACCGGGAUGUGGGCGUCCCCUGCCGAGCGUUGCUUCCUCUGGAUGGGCGGAUUCAGGCCCUCCGAUCUGCUCAAGACACUUCUACCCCAACUAGAUCCCCUGACUGAACAGCAAGUGCUUGGCCUCUGCAACCUUCAACGGUCAUCGCAGCAGGCAGAGGAAGCUCUCACCCAGGGCCUGGAGCAGCUGCAUCGGUCACUAGCUGACACCAUGGCCGGUGCACCUUUGAUUGCUGACGCCAGCAUGAGCUUCAUGGGUCAAAUGGCCCUUGCCCUUGGCAAGCUGUCCAACCUUGAAGGUUUUGUCAUACAGGCUGAUAACUUGAGGCAGCAGACUCUUCAACAGAUGCACAGGAUUCUGACAGUUAGGCAGGCAGCUCGAUGUUUCUUGGCCAUUGGCGAGUACCACAACCGCCUUCGUGCCCUAAGCUCUCUCUGGGCUUCUCGACCUCGAGAGAUACUGGUGGCAGAUGAAGGCAAUUGUGGAGAGCUAAGCAUUGCGGCACAACCAGCUCAAAACCAAUUUACAGCAUUCUAAUUCACAUAUAUUGUGGAACUAACCUUCAGCAUAGGAGCAAGAGAAAACGACUGGGACGAGAAGUUUUGGAUGCAACUUGCAGACAUCUGAGAAACACAGAAGAGAGCUGGACAAUGAACGAAGCCUUAGAACAGGGAGUGUUUCUGGUAAUUUGCAGAGCUUGUAUGAGGAAUUUCCAGGGAGGUCAAAUUGUUUAAUUCUCUGUGGAGUGAGGAGAAAAGGAACAGCUAGAAUUUGUUGUUCAGAACUGUAAUCUUUUGGUUCUCUCCAGUCUAAAUUCUCAAAGAAGCACUUCCUAGUUCCUACAUAAUGAAAAAGAAUAAAUUCAGCAAUUCUAUAGAUAAUUGCUGGUUGGAGCA
This is a messenger RNA of Phragmites australis (common reed), 2343 nucleotides long. RefSeq names its product transcription factor TGAL4-like. The transcript is spliced from 13 exons. Lineage: Eukaryota; Viridiplantae; Streptophyta; Magnoliopsida; Poales; Poaceae. The coding region runs from base 539 to 1984 and encodes 481 amino acids. Gene Ontology annotation, molecular function: DNA-binding transcription factor activity; sequence-specific DNA binding. The record is from RefSeq and is a predicted model, not a curated record. Gene Ontology annotation, biological process: regulation of DNA-templated transcription; DNA-templated transcription.